CGUCACAGUUCACUCUGUUUAUUAGUGAGGUCUAUAUUGGCCCACCUGUAACUUUUACACAGAUUAUAAGCAAUGGAUUCCGUGGAACCUCUUCCGCAAGCGGAAAGUCCCCGUGAAUCUCCUCACAUAGCCGGCCUCGACAAUUCUAGGAGCCCUAGUGCGUCUGAACCUGUCCAGGCAGCCACUCAGGACUCCCGCAAAGGUGGAUCAUCGUCUUCCGCAUCAUCUAUGGCAACAUCCGUCGCUGGAAGCUCUGCUGUGAAGGACGAAGUGCAGGAGCAGGAAUACAAGACUCAAGGCCAAGGUUCCCUUAAUACAGAGGUGCCCCCACGCAAGAGGUCGAAGGUUUCACGGGCAUGCGACGAAUGUCGCCGCAAGAAGAUACGCUGUGAUGCUUUACUUGACCACACAAACAUUCAUGUGACAAAGAUGUGCUCAAAUUGCGAAAAGAGCGGCGACGUGUGUUUGUUCACCCGAGUGCCCAUGAAACGAGGCCCCUCGAAAGGUUAUACAAAAUUCAAUGGAGAUAACAGCAGCCAAUCGGCAGGAAAAACAUCACCUAAACCGCGUAUCCCGUCUCAUGCCAGCUACCCGCAGCUGCAAGGAAUAGGACAAGCACAGCUUUCUCCAGGUCAGCAGCAUGCUCCGUUAUUCUCGCCAAAUUCAAGCUCUGGGAGCGGUACGCCUGCUUAUCAGACUUCGCAAAGUCCCCAGGUUAUCUUGCCUCCUCUCAACACCCAUAUUUUGCCACCUUUGCGUGGCAGAUCCUCAUCUCUAACCUCAGCAGGUCAGACAACUCGCCAGCAGCCUAUGUUCUGGAAAGUGCCCUACGAAAUGCCAACAUUCGAAGGCAGAAGAGACUCCGUUGAUUCCGUUUCGUCCUCAAUCAGUGGUUCCUUUCCCCUUUCUGCCAGGCCAUCUAUUCAAGGCAAUUCACCUAAACUCGCUCCUAGUUUUGGUCUUGAUAAUUUGCCGACAUCAGAUUCUGAAGAUGAGUUCCUAAACAAUAACUCCUCCCGGCUUGCAAGGCCAAGUUUCCAAGUCCCCCUUGUUUCUACUCGCUCUAAGGAGGGUACAGUGAGCCCCGUGCCUUCUCACAAUAGUUUGCAGAGUUUGAACCAGAACUUUUCUCGAUUAGCGAUCCCCGCGCCCCAGUUCAAAACAGCCCACCUAUUGAAGUCCAUUGAUCAUAAUUUGGACAUCUAUUUCAGCAAAUUCCAUUCUCAAUAUCCAAUUUUGAUGGAAAAGCGACAAAUACAAGAAAGUCUCGAGCAACUUCAGACGGAUGAAUAUGCUACUGUUCUGGAACUAUUCAAUUACUCACUUCAAGCUCUCAACUCUGUGGACAGUAACUUUGACUUUAAUGUGAUCGUUUCAAGCUUCCAGCAGAUAUCCUUGAUUUAUGCAUCCAAAUCCUUCAUUAACAACAACCUUCACUCCAAAUCAUUGUUUCUGUUUACCUUUGUGCUACUCAAUUAUGCUGUGAUUUUAUCUGGUCACGAGUACUCCAUAGGAUUUACGAUUUCGUUUUCGAUAUUCAAUGACUGGAAAAUCUAUAGGGAGCCAUCGUCCUCUCCGCUUUUCCGUGCGUUCAUGCACUUGGUCGUGUUGGACAACAUCUUCGCAUUGUCGUUUGGAACUCCGAGAAAUACGAGUCUAGCGUUUAGUCAAUCUUAUCUUCACGAGUAUGCAAAGAGUUUGAAAGCCUCUGAAUCAGAGUCAUUGGAAUACGUGACCGUUGGACUGAAUCUUCUGCUUUUACCUCCUACAGACCCUACAAACAGCCUGCCCAAGCAGUCCAAACUGUCUCUUUUGAACGACAAAUACAAAUUCCUAAGCAUUCUGGAGGCAGAAAGUGAUAUCUAUUAUCUAAUCCAGAAUUUUAGCUCCUCGCUGGACAGUGUACGAAACGCAGAGGCAGACGAUUUUGUUUUUGAUUUGCAAUUGGAAUUUUCAAAGCUUUGCAAAAGACUUAUUUAUCUAAUUGACGAGCAGGUGGACGAUCUUGAGCUGUUGAAAAUUCAACCACUUCUCCCCCUAUACGUCUUAAAAUGCUUCAAGAUUCUUCUUUCCUUGAAGUCCCUUAUUUCUUCUCUCAUCAGCUUCAACAUUACCAUCAACAACGACGAUUUCAAAGAUAGACUUGCAAAAUUAAUAGACACGAUAGAUGCGAAUAUUGAGAGACUUCGUUGCCUCCGCUCCUCCAUCCCAUUCCUCAAGGUAUUAAUUUCAACAUUAAAGAAUAGGACAGCAGAAACGUUAUCUCUCUGUGCCCCAACCGAGAAACUUCUCCUACUGCAGAACUGGUGUCGCCAGUCCAGUUCUCUACUGCAUUCCACCCUGACCAAAGAUUACCUUGAAGGAUGGUAUUCAUAA
Ogataea polymorpha is the source of this 2376-nucleotide messenger RNA. RefSeq lists its product as uncharacterized. The transcript has a single exon. The record is from RefSeq and is a predicted model, not a curated record. The coding region runs from base 73 to 2376 and encodes 767 amino acids. Lineage: Eukaryota; Fungi; Ascomycota; Pichiomycetes; Pichiales; Pichiaceae. Gene Ontology annotation, cellular component: nucleus. Gene Ontology annotation, molecular function: DNA-binding transcription factor activity, RNA polymerase II-specific; zinc ion binding.